Messenger RNA from Rotaria sp. Silwood2, 492 nucleotides. The record is from the annotation of a GenBank genome assembly. NCBI's taxonomy places the organism in Eukaryota, Metazoa, Rotifera, Eurotatoria, Philodinida, Philodinidae.
AUGCAAGAACCACCUGGUCCAAUCGAUGAAAAACUACUGGAUCAAAUCUCUGGUUCUUUGAUUGGAUUAGCUUUAGGUGAUGCUCUUGGAGCACAUGUUGAGUUUCGUCCUCAUGAGUAUUUAUUUGCAAAUCCAGUAAAAGAUUUGGAAGGUGGCGGGACAUGGGGUCUCAACAAAGGACAGGUAGCUGAAAGAUCAUUAGCAAUAUGGUCGAAUGAAUAUAUUGUGCAAUUAGUUGAAGAAAAUCUUGAAGAAAUUUUACCUAUAUUACUUCCACCAUUAUGUCGAAUAUCUAAAACACAUUGGAAUACAAAUAUAGUAACAUUAACAUAUAAUUUAUUAAGAAAUUUAAUGGAAAUUAAUAAACAACUAUGUGAUAAAGUUUUAAAUACAUUACGAGAUGAUGAAAAAAAAUUAAUAAUUAAAGAACAAGAUCGAAUAAAUUCAUGGCAACAACUUGAACAGAUUAGUUUAGAAAAACAAAAACGAUGA